UAUAUUAGAGGCUGAAGCUGAUGGCUUAAUUUAUGAAGUCGCUAAGGAGGUAGUGCAAGCAUACUUACAAUUACCAAUCAUCAAAACAUUUGGAGAAAUAAGAAAAUGUCCUUACCGGAGCUUGAGCUCCCUGGCUUCCGUUUUCAUCCCACUGCUGAAGAACUCAUCAACUUCUACCUCAAAAGGAUUAUCAAAGACAAAAAACUUGACUCCAAUGUCAUUGCCUUUGUCAACAUAUAUCUCCACGAUCCUUGGGAGUUACCUGGAUUGGCAAGAAUAGGGGAAAGAGAGUGGUAUUUUUUUGUACCAAUAAACAGAAAACAUGGUCCUAAAGGGAAGCCUAACAGAACAACAAGAAAUGGUUUCUGGAAGGCAACUGGUUCUGAUUGCCAAAUUCGUUCAACAUUAGACCCGAGGAAGGUUAUUGGGCUCAAGAAGACUUUGGUUUUCUAUGGUGGAAGGGCACCUAAAGGGUGCAGAACUGAUUGGGUCAUGAACGAGUACAGACUUCCUGAUGGCCACCCCUUACCUAAGGAUCAUGACAUAGUACUUUGCAAAGUUUACAGAAAGGCAACUUCCUUUAAAGUAUUGGAGCAAAGGGCAAUAGUUGAAGAACAUGCAGCAAAAAGACCCCCAACAUCACAUGACAAUCUUGGUCCUUUAGUCCCUCAAGAAGACUUGGAAUCAUCAGCCUCACAUAAUUUUAGAAGCUUCCAAGAAGAAAAUCAUAACACCACCAUUAAGCUACCUCAAUUAUCAAGUCCCCUCUGGACUGAACUACAGAGCACAGGGCAAGACUUGUGGAGUCUAUUUUCUUUGUCCUGAAGAGACUAAUUACUUACCCAUUUAAGCUUAGAAUGACAUAUUUCAAUAUGAAAGUCUUUUACACGACUCAUUAAAGUUUGAUGUCGGAAUAAAUAAGUUGUCUCUUUCAUAGGGGAAAUUAUGAUUGUAAUCUGACAGUUUUAACUCUAUUGCUGUUUUGCCUGAUGAGGCAUUAUAAGGAAUCUUCAUGUAAAAUGUAAAUUACCUUCCCCUUUCUUUGGGUUAUGAUGGCUUCUUUAUGCAAUCAACGACAACAACAACAAUCCAGUAAGAUCACAUAUGUGGGGUUUGGGGAGGCUUCUUUAUGCAAUCAAAUAGCCCAUAUGUUCAACCA
This is a messenger RNA of Nicotiana tabacum (common tobacco), 1159 nucleotides long. RefSeq names its product NAC domain-containing protein 6. Gene Ontology annotation, biological process: regulation of DNA-templated transcription. The record is from RefSeq and is a predicted model, not a curated record. Gene Ontology annotation, molecular function: DNA binding. NCBI's taxonomy places the organism in Eukaryota, Viridiplantae, Streptophyta, Magnoliopsida, Solanales, Solanaceae.